Eucalyptus grandis is the source of this 2090-nucleotide messenger RNA. Its product is annotated as squamosa promoter-binding-like protein 2. Lineage: Eukaryota; Viridiplantae; Streptophyta; Magnoliopsida; Myrtales; Myrtaceae. The record is from RefSeq and is a predicted model, not a curated record. Bases 271 to 1737 code for a protein of 488 amino acids. Gene Ontology annotation, molecular function: DNA binding. Gene Ontology annotation, cellular component: nucleus. The transcript is spliced from 6 exons.
GUUGGUGCGUGCGAGGGUGUGUGUGCGAGAACAGUGGGGGUGAAGUUGCCAUGAUUUUUUCAUUCCCUCUGCUCUCCUUGCAGUCCUAAAAGCUGAGCCCCCCUCUUCCUCAGUCAGCCAGUCUCUCUCUCUCUCUCUCACAUCUCUAGUUCAGCCUUUUUCCUCCAUUUGGCCAAGCAGCGCCCGCCGCGCGACCCGAAGGCUUCCGGAUCUGGUGCUCGUUGCUAUUCCGUCCGUCGAUAGGAGGCUAGGCUACGCUGAAAGAAGUUGAUGAGCGCAAUUUCACUGAUGGAGUGGAAUGCAAAACCUCCUCUGCAGUGGGAAUGGGAGAAUCUUAUGAUGUUCGGUUCAAAAGCGACUGAAACCUCUAAGCCGCUGCGAGCGACUGAUUGGGGAAUCGAGGCGGAGGAGCUGAUUGACCCCGGGUCCUUAUUUCUGUAUGAGAAUGGUGGCGGCAGCAGCAGUUGUACCAGCAUUGAUCCGGGUUACACUUCUGUGUCCAAGAGCUCGAAAUCGGCUUCUGUCAAUUCUUCGUCUACGGAUGAAUUGAAAAUCUCGAAAUUCUCUGUGGAGGCGCAUGAAGGCUUUUCUCUGCAGAGUAGCAAGAAAGAAUUGGCGGUGAAUGAUUUUACCGGAAUGUCACCGGCACUCGAGCCUUCGGUCUGCUCUGGUGAGCCACUGCUCAGUCUAAAGCUCGGUAAAAGGAUAUAUUUUGAAAAUACUAUUGACAAGGAUCAUGUGAAGACCCAAGACCUUCCUUCGGUCAUGAAAUCACCUGAUACUCCAGCAAAGAGAAACAAAUCCAACUGUCAGGGUACGUCCGCCCCACGCUGCCAAGUUGAAGGCUGUAACCUUGACCUCUCUUCAGCUAAAGAUUACCACCGCAAGCAUAGAGUUUGUGAGAGUCACUCUAAAUGCCCUAAGGUCAUCGUCAGUGGUAUAGAGCGUCGGUUUUGUCAGCAAUGCAGCAGGUUUCAUGGGCUAUCUGAGUUUGAUGAAAAGAAGCGUAGCUGUCGCAAGCGCCUAUCUGAUCACAAUGCAAGACGUCGCAAGCCCCCGCCGGAUGUGACCCAGUUGAAUCCGGCUAGACUGUCUGCACUGUUUUAUGGUGGGAUGCAGCAGUUGAAUCCAGUCUUGAGCAGAGCUCCAGCUAUCCACACCAGGUCUACUGCUAGUUUUAAAUGGGCAGAUACACAGGACACUAAGCUCAUAGAGAAAGGUCCGAAGCUUCCAAUAGGCGGAGGUGUUGGUGAGUGUAUCACUAUCCCAAGCAAUGGGAUACCGGACACCCUCAAGUCCACUGGAUUGGGUAAAAGCUAUAACGAACUUCUAUCAUCAAAAGGCAUGCCAGUCAAAACUACUGGUGGAGGUUUAGGGGAAUCUCUGGCAUCUCCCAAUUUGGACCCAUCGCAAAAUAUUCAACGUGCUCUCUCUCUUCUGUCAACCGAUUCUCGGGAUCCAAUCAGACAAAAAUCGGCAUCGCAUGAGCAUUCUGUUCAUACAAAUAACAAUUGCAUGAGCAGGGAUCAGUCAUCAAUGUAUGGUUUUGGCCAAGGCUCAAGGCUGGCUUCAUCUGGAUACUGGCAUGCUGAACAGCGGCCGAAGCAUUCCCAAACUCACAUCUUGAAUCCUCACAAUGAGAGCAACAUCAUCAGCUUUGGCGGCAGCAGCAUGCAAGAAUGUCUGUUCUCGGAGGCACGGCAUGAAUUUAGCUUCGACUCCGCCCAACUGAACUGACUACAUGUGGGCAUUUGAAACUGCAUUUUCAGGUAACUGUGGCAUGUCUUUAUCUUUCUUGUGCCGGCGCAGUCAUCCAGCUCCAUUUUCUCAGGUCAGACUCGGUGAUGGGGGUGAAUAGAUACACUUUGGAAGCUCCUGCGCCCGUCAGGCAACCUAAAUGCACGGAUUCCGUGAAACUUCUCGCGAAAAAAAGAAAAAGCGUCACUAAGUUAACAUCUCGUACUCUCUUGUUGUUUGCAAAUGUUGGAACUGGCUACGCACUGUUUACUUGCAACAGAUUGCUCAAAUAUAAAACUCGGUCAUGUUUGUGCUUCCGCAUGGUGUAAAUUCUAAAUUUUGUACUUGUCUAA